UGUCAAAGGCGUUGAUUUUCAACAGAGGAAACGGUUUUCGGUCAUGCGCAUAGAAUAUUUUCGUUAUACAUUACAUACUGGUAUUUCCGGAACGUUUGUUGAUUUCGUGGAAGUUUAUGAAGCAAGUUUGUGCGGGUUUAGUUUACGCGUGAUUAUUUUUCUCAAAAAUUAUUUCUAGUCAAAAUGUCAGCAACAGUAGAAAGAAGCACAUCCUCAUGGAGAAAAAGAUCCCGGGAAAACGAUCAGUCUUCCCAAAUAGAUAGGAAAAGACCAAGAUAUUAUUACUAUCGACUGGAAAGUGAAAGUUCGAAAGCUUCUGAGGAAGAUACUGAAAGUGUAUAUAGUUUGCAAGACAGAGAAACUGACGUAGUGAGAGAUACAUCCGAUACUGAUUCAAAAUCGGAAAGCAGUGAUCAACAGGAGUUCGAACUCAUCGAAUAUGAAGUGGCCAGCUUGUCUGGAAGCGAUGACGGAUGUCAAGAAAAUUCGUCAAGUGGCUCUGAUGACCAUCUAAUGAUUGCUGCAGCUGUGGAAGUUUUAUGCGACUCUUCAUUGGAAAGAUGGGUUACAGAUUGUGAGGACUCGGAUAACAGUUCUUUAGAUGGUUCAGCUAUUUCUCGAUCAGACUUUUCAAGAUGUGUUCAGUGCAAGUCGGAAAAUGACAACCCUCUCUACAGAUAUUGUGAAAAAUGCUUCCAGCAGAGCUGCAGACAAUGCAAGAUGCGCAAGACGUACAAAUGUUUCCCGUUAUGCAUCUCAUGUCAUAAGGUGCGUUUUUCCAAAUUUUAUGUAAAGUAUGGUUCAAGAUAUUUUGCCUCAUUUAUUACCUGUUUUGGAAAGUUUGAGUUUUUGUUAGCGAAGAUAGCCUAUUUUCUUAUUAUAAUGGUACAGAAUUGACGAGAUUCAUCAUAG
This is a messenger RNA of Leptinotarsa decemlineata (Colorado potato beetle), 912 nucleotides long. RefSeq lists its product as uncharacterized. Gene Ontology annotation, molecular function: ubiquitin protein ligase activity. NCBI's taxonomy places the organism in Eukaryota, Metazoa, Arthropoda, Insecta, Coleoptera, Chrysomelidae. The record is from RefSeq and is a predicted model, not a curated record. Gene Ontology annotation, biological process: negative regulation of apoptotic process; protein ubiquitination; regulation of gene expression.